AUGAUCAAUACAUUAAACCCCAUCGUUGAUUAUUUGAAAGUAUUUGAUUGUGUUGAUGAAUGCAUUACUUAUAUUAAUUCUAUCACAACAGAAACAAAAAUAUUAUUUAUUGUAUCAGGCCAAUUAGGUGAAAGUGUAAUAAUUCAAAUUUAUGAUUCAUCGAAAAUUAUUUCUAUCUAUGUAUUUUGUUAUGAUAAAAUGAAACAUGAAACUUGGUCAAUCCAAUAUAAACCAAAACUUCAAGGUGUUUUUAAUGAUAAAGAUGAACUUUAUGCCAAAUAA
Messenger RNA from Rotaria sp. Silwood1, 282 nucleotides. The record is from the annotation of a GenBank genome assembly. NCBI's taxonomy places the organism in Eukaryota, Metazoa, Rotifera, Eurotatoria, Philodinida, Philodinidae.